Messenger RNA from Cydia amplana, 853 nucleotides. RefSeq lists its product as uncharacterized. The record is from RefSeq and is a predicted model, not a curated record. The transcript has 3 exons. Lineage: Eukaryota; Metazoa; Arthropoda; Insecta; Lepidoptera; Tortricidae. The coding region runs from base 64 to 768 and encodes 234 amino acids.
UUUAAUCGUUUCCUUACCUCUGUAAUAUUUUACGAUUUGACUGAGCUUCUUUAGUUUUGCGAAAUGCCACGAAAACCGUGUUAUUGGACGCGAAAAUUAGAGCUGGAUCUCGUCGAGUUCGUGCGACAAAGAGACUUCAUUUGGAAGCCAUUUGGAAACACUAACCAUCACAUACAGCAGAAGUACAAGGCCUAUGCUGAAUUUGCUGCGAAAUUGGGCGGUGGAUUUACAGCUCGCUCCGUCCGUGAUCGCUGGGUGAACAUUCGAAGUACGUACAACCACAACGUGCGACGUAUCGAGCGCUCCAGGGAGACUGCCAAGUCUCUUGAAGAGGUCUAUGUGCCAUGCUGGCCACUAUGGAGACCGCUGCAGUUUCUCCGGGAAGGUUCUAGAAAAGAAGAUGUCUAUGAGGGCUAUUCAAUGGACUUCAAAGAGAAUGACAGUGUUGAAGUUAAAGUUGAAUUUGAAGACAUGAACAACCCAGAACUUCUACAAAUCCGACAGCGAGGCCAGAGAACUGACCGACCUAGACGCAGAGCACCCAUAUCUAAAAAGAAAAAGAAUAAUACCAAGUGUAAAAAAGUCCUGGACGAUCUCCUUAUUGCUAUGAAGCCGUUAGUGUCCAAUGUUCCUUCGGAGACCAAUAAUUAUUGGUUCUUUAGUCGUCAUGUCACUGAGCGAUUGAACUGUAUGAGGGAAGAGGAUGCCCUGGCAGCAGGCCAGGAAAUCAUGAAGCUUUUGGAUUGGCCUGGUACAGACAUUACUUGAAUACAGCUUGGCUGAGUGAGCCUCUAAGCCUCUGGAAAAGUCAUAAAUUCUUCAUCAGCUACUUUUGAAGUGAUGAAACACAAUA